AUGGGUAAAUUCUUUGUCGGUUGGGAGCUAUGGCAGGACAUGACAUUUGUCCUCGCCUGUGCCAUCGUGCUUGUAUUUGUCGUCGGCGUCGUGAAGCUGUGGUGGUCCAACCGCAGAAUCCGAAAGUACGAAAUCAUCGAGGAGGAGAGGAGACGGCGGCUCCAGGAGAUGCGGCACUGCGGCAUCGACUCGACGAACCCCAACGAUAUCCCCUUUGGAGUCCGCGCCCUGGAGAGCGGCGUCGAGGUCGAGGGCAUCUGGAUAUCGCGGACUAACACGCCCGACGGCAGCCGACUCGGAGCCUCGUCAACCGUCACACUUACGGAAGAGCCGCAUGGUAGCAGGUGGAAGGGUAAGGAACGGGCCGUCGAGUCGAGGCUGCGUGACGACUCUACCACAUAUUCCGUCGAGGACGCCCAGAUGGCAAAGCGCGUGACGAUGACGCGCUUCCCUGCGGCCGUCGAAGCCGCGAGGAGCAGCGACUGGUCCGCGGCAGACGUGCGCGACUCGACAGAAACCGAGAUGCUGUCGACGUAUUCGACGAGGAGGCCAUCUACGUCACGAGAAACCCAGGGAGGGGGGGAGCCUAGCUCAUCACCAAGCUCCCACGAACGAAGCUUCCCCCUGCUUCCACCCGUGAACUUGCACCAGCAGCAUCUCACGGUGCCUACUGCGAUGUCGUACUCGCAUCGGCACUCGCUCGAGGUGGAGCCCCGCGAGGCCGUCUUGUACGGCACGGCCGAAGUAUACGCCAACAGAAAGACGAGGCGCAGCAACAUGGGCUUUGAGGUGCUGCCGGCAGGAGUCUUGGGCCCCAGGCAGGAGCUUCUAAGCUACGAUGCGGACGAGUCAAACGUUGACACGGAUGCCACGGUGCAACGCAGCGAGGGGCCGUCGAAGCUGCGGAAGAAGUCCCGCAGCUAG
Messenger RNA from Purpureocillium lilacinum, 924 nucleotides. RefSeq lists its product as uncharacterized. The record is from RefSeq and is a predicted model, not a curated record. NCBI's taxonomy places the organism in Eukaryota, Fungi, Ascomycota, Sordariomycetes, Hypocreales, Ophiocordycipitaceae.